Messenger RNA from Nilaparvata lugens (brown planthopper), 2329 nucleotides. Its product is annotated as cytosol aminopeptidase. The transcript is spliced from 3 exons. Lineage: Eukaryota; Metazoa; Arthropoda; Insecta; Hemiptera; Delphacidae. Gene Ontology annotation, cellular component: cytoplasm. The coding region runs from base 451 to 2067 and encodes 538 amino acids. Gene Ontology annotation, molecular function: manganese ion binding; metalloaminopeptidase activity. The record is from RefSeq and is a predicted model, not a curated record. Gene Ontology annotation, biological process: proteolysis.
AAAUAUUUUUCUUUCAGGUGUUGAAUGUUUUUUGUUGAAUUAUUUUUAUAUAACAGCAGCUGUUGUAAAUCAUUCAAUCUUCAAACAAUUCACUUUUAUCUUAGUCAUCAUUCCAAAUUAUCCAGUUAACAUUCACAAUUUUUUAGUUUCUAUGUUUCGGUUUUCAAAAUGUUUUAACUGAGAGAAAAGAAAAAAGGCUCACAAAAUUCUAAACAAAUGAUCAAACUUUUCUGAUCAGCCACAAUAAAUUAUGACUUGGAAAUUUUUGCGUCUCUGUUGAUCAAUGCUUGUUGGUCACUUUUCUCUCAUGAAAAUUCGGUGUAAAACUUCCUUGUAAUCGUUUUCGGUGUUGAAGAUGUAUUAAAUUGCAAUAUUGAAUAUUGCUUGUAAAAUUAUAAAUAUAAUUGAUCGCCUGUACAAUAAUUCAAGAAUAAAUCACAAUAAAGCAAAAUGUUGAAGGUAUUGAGAAAAUUAAGUCAAACAAAUUUGGCGAAGGAAGUAUGCCAUCAGAGUAAGAGAUGUGUUUCAGCCAAGUGUGUGGAUAAUUCAACAGGUUUGGUACUUGGAACUUAUAUAAGAGGCUCAGAAGAUAAAGUGGUUCCUGAAUUAACAGAAACUGCCUUGAAGUACAACAUUGUAUCAGAAGGAAAGUUGGUGAGCUUGUUGGGAAUAUCUGGACCACCACCCAGGAAACAUGAAUACAGAAUUUUAAAUGGAGUAGAGUCAACCUACCCAAAUGUGACCAUGAUAGGACUGGGACACAACUGCGUGGGAUACAAUGAAGAGGAAGAAAUUGAUGAAUGCAAGGAGAAAAUACGUGAAGCGGCAGCUACAGGUGUGAGAGUUCUAUCAGAUAUUUGUUAUUCCAAAGUGAUUUAUCUGGAAGAUUUUGGACAUGCUGAAUCGGCUGCAGAGGGGGCAGUUAUGGGGCUGUGGAAGCAUCAGGAGCACAAGACAGAUCCUUCGAAAGCAGAUGUUCCCAGACUUCAACUCUUCAAUAGCUGUGAUCUGGACAGCUGGCAUAUUGGCUUGAUCAAGGGUGAAGCUCAGAAUCUUGCUAGACGACUAUGUGAGUUGCCUGCUAACAUGCUGGUUCCUAGAAGAUUUGCAGAGUUUGCAGUGGAUUUCAUGUAUCCUAUGGGUAUCAACAUUGAGAUCAAAACCACGCCCUGGUUGAAGGAUAUGGGAAUGAACGCAUUUCUUGCUGUAGCUAAGGGAUCCUGCCAUGAACCAAUCCUACUUGAAGCUAGUUACAUUGGUUGUGAUCCUUGCACCCCACCGAUUGUGAUGAUCGGAAAGGGUGUUACCUUUGACACUGGUGGUUUCUGCUUGAAAACCCCAGAAGACAUGUGGCAUAAGAGGGGUGAUAUGUCUGGUGCGGCAUGCGUCAUUGCAGCAAUGAAGGCAGCUGCCACCUUGCAACUUGCUGUCAACAUCCGUGCCCUGAUUCCUCUGUGUGAGAACAUGUUGGGCCCCAAUGCCAUGAAACCAGGUGACAUUGAACGUGCCAUGAAUGGCAGGACGAUUGCUAUUGAUAGUACCGACACUCAGUCAAAACUCAUAAUGACAGAUGUCUUAUCUUAUGCUGCCAAAUUCAAGCCAACCUUUACAUUGGAUAUUGGAACAUUGAGUAGAGGUGUGCGAUCUGGUUUGGGGUCAGCAGCUACUGGAGUAUUCACCAACAAUGAAAAACUGUGGGAAAAUAUGCGACUUGCAGGCAUCCAUACAGGAGACAGAGUAUGGCGUCUUCCUCUCUGGAACCAUUUCGACAAGUUUGUCAAAUACAGUGAUAUUGCUGAUUAUGCAAAUACUGCUGACGCUUUGGGGUCAGCUUGUCGUUCAGCAGCUCUAUUGAAGCAGUUCGCCUGUGGAGAUUGGAUUCAUCUGGAUAACUAUGGAGUUGCUCGUGAAGCUGAACCGUCUGCCAGAUAUCUAAGACCUGGUAUGACUGGUAGACCAACUCGAACUCUGAUUGAGUUCCUGGCGCAGUGUACCAUUGCUUCUAAUGGCGAUGUUAAGACUCCAAGUGAUGAAAAAUUGAAACUGAAAGCGGCAUCUGGGAAAUGAAGCAGAGAUAAUUCUGGAUAGGCCUAUAGAUUUUCCUGGAAAUACAAAAAGUAAUCACAUAGUUUGUUUUAAAUAAAAAAUUUAAAAGCUUUCAAAAAUAUUGUGAUUUGUACAGUACAUGUUCGAUACAGAAAUAAAAAAUACAGACGUGAUGGAUACUCGAUUAUUUAAAACUAACUAGCUGCAAUUUCAUGCUACAUUGAACAAUUUAAAAAUAUAAAAUUAAACUUUGUCUUCCCAAUAAAUAAUCAUGAGAAGAGAA